Molecule: messenger RNA, 1464 nt
Organism: Didymella exigua CBS 183.55
Lineage: Eukaryota; Fungi; Ascomycota; Dothideomycetes; Pleosporales; Didymellaceae
Product: HAD-superfamily hydrolase
Exons: 1
Coding region: 1-1464 (487 amino acids)
Biological process (GO): glycerophospholipid biosynthetic process
Cellular component (GO): mitochondrion
Source: RefSeq, a predicted model, not a curated record
AUGUCUCAGAUCAACAACAACGAGCUUGCCGAGGGCAUUCAGAAGGUCGAGUCUCAGCCCCGCAAGGGCUCUCUUGCAAUUCCCAGCGAGGCUGGCUCUCAGCACCAGCAGGGUGGCGUCAACUCCAUCGAGGUCCCUGCCACAAGGAGCGCCAUAUCUGAUGCUUCAAGCUACAUGCACAACCUUUCCCUUUCGCCCUCGAUGAAGGACAGGAGAGGAUCGAGGAACUCUUUCGGUACUUCGCUGCCCAUUCCUCGCUCCAAGAGGCAGUCGAGGUUGAGCUCCGUCCACUACCCUGGCGGUGCUGCUCAGCGCCCUGGCAUGCCCCCGAUCCAGCCUUCCCGCGACAUCAUUGCUGCCCAGCUCCAGGACCUUGCUGGCGACAAGGUCACCAAGGCCAAGGACAUGGCCUUUGUGUUCGACAUUGACGGUGUCCUCGUCCACGGUGACCGUCUGAUCCCCGAGGGCAAACGCACCCUCGAGAUCCUCAACGGUGACAACGAGCUCGGUAUUAAGAUUCCCCACAUCUUCCUGACCAACGGUUCUGGAAAGCUCGAGGGACCCCGCUGCGAGCAACUGUCCAAGAUCCUCCACAGCCCCAUUUCUACCGACCAGUUCAUCCAGUCGCACACUCCCAUGCGUGCUCUUGCCGACUACUACGAGACGGUCCUCGUCGUUGGUGGUGAGGGAUACAAGUGCCGCGAGGUUGCUCAGGAAUACGGCUUCAAGAACAUUGUCGUCCCCAACGACAUCAUCGCGUGGGACCCCACCAUUGCUCCAUACCGCGUCUUCACUGACGAGGAGCGUGCUACAUCCAACCCCCGCGAUUUCUCCAAGAUGAACAUCGACGCCAUUAUGGUCUUCUCCGACUCUCGCGACUACGCCACCGACAUGCAGAUCAUCAUGGACCUUUUGCAGUCUGAGAACGGCCGCUUCGGAACCCGCGCCAAGGACCCCGUCUCCCAGCGCAUUCCCAUCUACUUCUCCCAGGGCGAUCUCCUGUGCCCCACGGAGCACCCAUUCCCCCGCAUGUCCCAGGGUGCUUUCCGCAUUGGUCUCGAGGCCAUGUACAAGGCUCUAACGGGCGCGGAUCUCGAGCGUGUCGUGUACGGCAAGCCCGAGUUGGCGACGUACAAGUACGCCGACGAGGUGAUCGCGUCGUGGAUGGAGCAGAUCCACAACGACGAGCGUCUGCCCUCGAACAUCUACAUGAUCGGUGACAACCCGGCCUCGGACAUCAUCGGCGGUAACAUGUACGGCUGGAACACGUGCCUGGUGCGCACGGGUGUGUUCCAGGGCGGCGACAAUGACGAGAACAACCCGGCCUCGUUCGGCGUCUUCAAGAACGUCCUCGAGGCCAUCCAGACGGCCAUCAAGAAGGAGAUUGGCCAGGACUUCAAGUUCGAGUUCAACGAGAGCAUCAACCCUGUCACUGGUAAUGCCGGUGUCUCUGCCAUUGAGUAA